Patella vulgata (common limpet) is the source of this 2402-nucleotide messenger RNA. RefSeq names its product fibroblast growth factor receptor 1. Gene Ontology annotation, molecular function: transmembrane receptor protein tyrosine kinase activity; ATP binding. Gene Ontology annotation, cellular component: signaling receptor complex. The transcript is spliced from 7 exons. Gene Ontology annotation, biological process: positive regulation of kinase activity; multicellular organism development; cell surface receptor protein tyrosine kinase signaling pathway. Lineage: Eukaryota; Metazoa; Mollusca; Gastropoda; Patellidae. The annotation marks the transcript as partial. The record is from RefSeq and is a predicted model, not a curated record.
AGAUGUCCUGAAUUGUUUACUGAUGAUAAAAGCCUGUUAGCGGAUGAAUAUGAAUUAGACAUAAAAAGAUUGAUCAUGUCUGAGAUUAUUGGGGAAGGUGCUUUCGGCAGAGUCUUUAAGGCAACAAUGUCUCCAGAAAAAAUUACCAAAUCGUCCACUGGAAGGGUAGUUGCAGUUAAGUUUUUAAGAGUGCACGCUCUACCCGAGGAACGUCGUAAUUUAUUACUUGAGAUUGACGCAAUGAAGCAGUUAGGUCAUCACCAGAACCUUAUUAGUAUCAUCGCUUGCUGUACCACUGGUCCAGAAAUCUGCCUAGUUAUGGAUUAUUGCCCUUUAGGGGAUUUGAGAAAUUAUCUUCGCAGUUUUCGACAAACGGUAGAACCGAGUAAAGAUGCUGAUUUCAAUCCCACCACCUUGUUGUCAUAUGCCAGACAAAUUGUAAUGGGAAUGGAAUAUUUAGCGGAGAAGAAAUUUGUACAUCGAGACCUGGCCACCCGAAAUAUUCUUCUGUCCACUAAACAACUACUUAAAAUCACAGACUUCGGUUUGACCCGAGAUGUUUACGAAACUAACAUGUAUCAACCGACGUCUAGUCGGAAGUUGCCUUAUAAAUGGAUGCCCUUAGAGACCAUCUUUGAUCAAGUCUUCACUGUCAAAAGCGAUGUGUGGUCGUUUGGAAUUGUCUUAUGGGAAAUUGUAACUCUGGGUGGCUGUCCGUAUCCUGGUAUUCCGAAUGAAAAUCUUUUCAAAUUGUUAAAAGAUGGUUACCGCAUGGAGAAACCAGAUAAUUGCGGACAGGAACUAUAUCAAAUGAUGUUGGCGUGUUGGCAUCCUACACCUUCUAAUAGACCGACAUUUAGACAGUUACGCCUGAAACUAGAGGGGUUAUUAGAAGCUACCCAGCCAUAUAUCGAUUUAAGUGUUAUGAUUAGUGAUGAUUAUUAUCAGCCUGAUAAUUCUUCAAGUAAUGACACCAUACUACAGAAUAAUAGUUUUAAAUUAUCGUUUAAGUGUGACGAUCAUUCAUGGCCGCAAGAUCCUAAUAUCGACCAACAAGAACGUUACAUUGAGCUGCCGAAAACAACCACUAGUUUAUCGGGAUUGCCAUCACACGCUCAAAGUUCGGCACACUCGUCUUCCGAAUAUGUCGUCAAUGGUAAUUGGAAGGGGAAAGGAAAGGCUAAAUCGAGCAUUGAACUGAGAAACACGUCUUGUCCACCCACGAAGUGUUCACGCAGAAAAAUUCAUAAUGGAAAUUGCUCAAAAUCGAACUUGUACACAACACCGUAUUCACGAAUACCUAUCAAAAUCUCGAGAUCAUAUAAUGACGUCAGUGAUUCAACAAAACGAAAGAAAAGGUCAAAACCUGGACAGAACGGAAGUGAAAAUAUAGAUAAUAGCGAUGCGCAUGAACAUAUGAAUGUGAGUCAUGAGAGUAGUUCUAAUCUUACUUGUAGUGAAGGCGUAGGAAGUGAUGACAUUGACAGCUCUUUCUCUUCACUAAAUUAUUCCAAAUCAGUGUUUCAUACACCAUCGCUAAAACAUGGAUUACUUAAUCUGCUGAGUCGCGUCGGUCGUCGACGUCUCGGUAAUUCCGAUUGGAGAAAGUCAUUUAGUUUAACGGAAGUGUCGAAUAUCCACAUGGCCAAUAACGUAGACAUAAAAUUGGGCUCAACAUCCGCCAUUUAAAAUUUGAUUACAUUUAUUAGCAUUUCAUGCCUCUAUUUAAUAAAAAUUUACCGUAAUAUAUUUAGCUGCCUUCAUCAACUGCCUUAAACUAUAUAAAAUUAAUGGUUAUUGUGAUUUGAUUGUUGAAGCAUAAUGCAUAUUGAUCAAAGUGUAAACAGGUUAAUUUUGUAAUACCUACGUUGAUGAUACGCUUACCCGAUAACCAGAUGAGGAGUUCGGCGAAUUCCAUAUAUUGUUUGUGCUUUUAAAUCGGUGUGCCGUGUGUAUUAAACUGCUGUUACUGUCCACCGCCUUUUUUUGUGUUCGUCUGUAUGCCCGCCUAUCUUCCCGUGCAUACCUUGACUGGGCAUCUACUACCUAGACUAAGCAGAUAUAAACAAUUUGAUAUACGGAUGCUUUGUGACACUAUAGAGGAUAUUGAAACUUGGUACAUGUAUUUAGCUCCAUUACAUCAUUACCACGACAAAGUUCAUCGAUGAGCAUUUUCUACUUUGGCAAAGUAGAGAUCAGCGGUAUGAUUGCUCGAUGCUUUACAAAAAGAUAAAUUUUCAAGGAAGUAGCAUUUGCCAUAAUUAAUUUGGGAUUGAGGUUUGUAUAUAUCUGGUAAAUAUUGAACCUGUGUGUUUUAAAUCGCUUAGAUUCCGAUAAAACAUUCACGUACGUUCCGAAUCAGUUUUCAUUCUAAAAUUGCUUUCCUCUCCAGGGACACAGAA